Molecule: messenger RNA, 2007 nt
Organism: Monascus purpureus
Lineage: Eukaryota; Fungi; Ascomycota; Eurotiomycetes; Eurotiales; Aspergillaceae
Source: the annotation of a GenBank genome assembly
AUGUCCUCCAGCACUCCUCCUCUCAAGCGAUCGUCGCACGAAGCCGGCCUGGACUCCCCCGGGCGUCGCGACAGCAUCCCCGAUUUCAGUGAACGGCCCCUUCCGAAGAUCUCCAAAGCCCGCGCCUGCGCCGAGUGCAAACGCCAUAAGAUUCGCUGCGAGAUCAAGCCUGGUGAAAAGAGCUGCGCAAAAUGCCUUCGAGGUGGGCUCAAGUGCGUCGUCAACGACUUUUCGCAGAAAUUCGUCGACGAUGACGGGGUCUGGAAAUCCCAUGCGGCAGCCACAAUUCAACAGCUUCAAGCAGCCGUGUCGCAUCUCCUCCGUCAAACUGGACUACCUGAGCUUUCCACCUACCCCUCUGGCGACAAUCGAAAUGUACCCAGUCCCGCCACAUCCAAUCACACCCAGCGACGGUCGCUCGAUGAGUCGCAUCCAGCUGCCACGCCUGUAGCCCAGAAUGGCCCGGGGAUCGCAAUGGAUAUAACUCGAGAGGCGUCCCAGGAGCCAGAUUUCCAAGGCCCAGACCUUGUGCCAGCUCCAAUGCGAAGCCUCUACGAAGUGACGAAACUACGAAAUCUGCGGAAUAAUCCGGGACAGAAACCGAAACAGACGCUCCUGGAGGAGGAUUUCAUCUCCCGGGGCAUAAUUUCCAUCCAUGAAGCGGAAGAGCUCUUUGCGUAUUUCAGCCGGACCAUGAACCAGCUCCUCUGGGGCGGCAUCAUUCUGGUGCACCGCGACCUCACGUCAGUACGCCGAGCGUCGACUUUACUUUCAGCUGCCGUCCUCACCGUCGCUGCUCUGCAUAUCCCGAACCGAACGGCGACCUUGAACCGAUGCUACAGCGAGUAUGUAACCCUCGUGUCUAACAUGUCGCUGGCGCGCUCCCAUACCCUGGACGACAUCCGCGGUCUUUGUAUUGGGGCUUUUUGGCUACCGGAGCUUAGCUGGAAGCUUUCGGGGCAUGCGGUACGAAUCGCAACGGAGAUGGGGCUCCAUCAAAGUUACCAGAAGCUGAUGCGCGGUCAUCGUGAUCAGUACGAGCGUGCGCAGCUCUGGUACCUUCUCUACGUAUGCGACCAUCAUUUCAGCAUCGCAUAUGGUCGGCCUCCAGUCAUUCACGAAGAUGUGGCUAUCAAAAACUACGAGACCUUCCUUCAAUCGCCUUUGGUUAUACCAGGAGACAUCCGCCUAAUGGCGCAGGUCGCCCUGUUCAUGAUCUUGACCGAGGCGUAUCGGAUAUUUGGAUCAGAUACAGAGCGCGCCCUAACAGAGGAGGAUUUUGGUCAGCUGCGAGUAUACAAUGUCGCCGUCGACCAGUGGCGGCUUCUCUGGCAACCCCGAUCAGCGGACAGUCCGUAUGUGCGUACAUACCCCUCCAAAGGAGUGGUGCUGCACUAUCACUUUGCCAAGUUUCAACUCAACUCGCUCUCACUCCGGGCCCUUUCACCGUCGAACACCCCCGUCUUCUCCAUGGACCGCAAAGAGUCUGCCAACAUCGCCAUCUCUUCAGCAAUGGCUUGUCUCAAUCUGGUCCUUGAAGAGCCCGAUAUUCGAGAUGCCAUUGUUGGCGUCCCCAUCUUCACGCACACCAUGGUCACCUUCUCGGCCCUCUUUCUCCUCAAAGUGGCGGUGAACUGGAACUCAGCCUAUUUCAGCAUCGAUGGGCGCCAGGUGCGUCGCCUCGUCCAGCGGGUGAUCGAUUUGAUGAACUGCGUCUCCGCUGGGGAAAGACAUCUGACUAGGCAUAUUGCACGGGGCUUGGGGAAAAUUCUGGAGCGGUUCGACGCGUGGGAGACGGCGUGGCAUCAACCUAUUGCGGGCGGAGCAGGAGUGGACGAUGGCACCGUUAACCGCAACGGCCGCGACAUUCAGGAUGGAGCGAACGCUCUGGCGCAGGUCUGUCCUCCACCGGAUCUCAUCUACGACAUGGUAGGCACGUACGGGUUCGGGUUGGAUGAGAGCCUGCUGGAUCCGAGCCUGACGAAUUUCGAGUUUUGGGGACAAUAA